Molecule: messenger RNA, 3333 nt
Organism: Sinocyclocheilus rhinocerous
Lineage: Eukaryota; Metazoa; Chordata; Actinopteri; Cypriniformes; Cyprinidae
Gene: eya4
Product: EYA transcriptional coactivator and phosphatase 4
Exons: 20
Coding region: 377-2293 (638 amino acids)
Biological process (GO): multicellular organism development; positive regulation of DNA repair; cell differentiation
Cellular component (GO): nucleus
Molecular function (GO): protein tyrosine phosphatase activity
Source: RefSeq, a predicted model, not a curated record
GACCACGGAGUGCGCGUGUGUUCACGUUAACUUUAGGAGCGUAAAUUAAAGGGGAAAACACGGCUAGUGCAAGACAGCGCUCCUCGGAGUUUGGGUUAUAGUGGUGAUCUGUCAGUUGGAGCUUUCCGCUCCGGUGCGGCCAGUGCAGCUCUCAUGAACUUAGUGAGGACUUUCCCGCGAGCUUCACUGACAGCGCGUGCACUGACUGGCGCGAGCUGUUCCUCGAGCUUCACGCAGCUCGACCACUUGAAUAUUUUUGGCUGAGCAUGUCAACAGAGUGAAUGCGAACGGACCUUCUGGAGAGUUUGGAAAUCGUAGCAACGCACAACUCAUAAGAGUGUCUGGACUGUAGUCGAGGGGAGUGGAAGUUCAUCUGAUGGAGAAUACACAGGAGCUGAAUGAACAGAGCGUGAAGAAAUCUACCACUGAUUCCCAUGCUCCAGACCCAGUAGACAACAGGGCCUUGGAGAUGCAGGAUCUAACAGACCCCCAGCACUCUGUUAACAGUGGCAGUGACAGCACGUCCAAACUGGACAAAAACAUCCUCAGCAACAACAUCACAACCAAUGGAACCGGAGGAGAGAACAUGACAAUUCUAAACACGGCUGAUUGGCUGCUGGGCUGCAGUACCCCGCCCACUGCCCCAAUUAAGUCUGAGCCUCUGAACAGCAGUGAAUCUGUGAGCUCGGCGGGAGACACUGGGUUGGACACUUACACUGGGUCAGUUAUAAGCAGCAGUGGAUUCAGCCCUCGGCCGGCUCACCAGUAUUCACCUCCUCUCUACCCCUCAAAGCCUUACCCCCAUAUCCUGUCUACUCCCGUGGCUCCUCCCAUGUCGGCCUACACAGGCCAAUCACAGUUCACUAGCAUGCAGCCGUCGACAGUUUACACGCCCUACUCUCAAACUACUCCACCCUACGGCCUCUCCACCUAUGCUGCAGAUUUGGGGGUGAUGUUGCCAGGCAUAAAGACAGAAGGAGGGCUGGCACAAACCCAAUUAACCCUCCAAUCAGGGCUCAGCUAUAGCCCUGGAUUUACCACCCCUCAGCCUGGACAGACAGCCUACUCACCCUAUCAGAUGCCAGCAGGGUCAGGUUUCACAACCUCUCCUGGUCUCUACACAUCCAACAACUCCAAUCCAGGCAACUUCACCACACAACAGCAAGAAUAUCCCACCUAUACAACUUUUGGGCAGAAUCAGUAUGCUCAGUAUUACUCCACCUCCUCCUACGGCUCCUACAUGACAUCUAACAGCUCAUUGGAUGGCACAAGUUCAGUCUCCACCUAUCAGCUGCAAGACUCCACCCCCGUCAUGACAGGACAAUCGGCUGACCUGAAUCCAGGUGAAUUUGAGGCAGGGCAGAGCCCAUCCACGCCGAUCAAGGAGAUGGAGGACCGGGCAUGCCGAGGGGGUGGGGCUAAAACAAGAGGGCGGGGCAGAAAGAACAACCCCUCCCCACCACCUGACAGUGACCUUGAGAGAGUGUUUGUUUGGGAUCUGGAUGAGACCAUUAUUGUGUUUCACUCACUCCUCACAGGCUCCUAUGCACAGAAGUACGGCAAGGACGCCCCUUUGGCUGUGACUCUUGGUUUAAGAAUGGAGGAGAUGAUCUUCAAUCUUGCUGAUACACAUCUAUUUUUUAAUGAUUUAGAGGAGUGUGACCAGGUGCACAUUGAUGACGCCUCUUCAGAUGAUAACGGACAGGACCUUAGUACUUACAGUUUUGCCACUGAUGGCUUCCAUGCAGCUGCAACAAGCGCAAGUCUCUGCCUAGCAACAGGUGUUAGGGGCGGAGUCGACUGGAUGAGGAAGUUAGCUUUCCGAUACAGAAGAGUCAAAGAGUUGUACUGCACUUACAAAAACAAUGUGGGAGGGUUGCUGGGACCGGCUAAGAGGGAGGCGUGGCUCCAACUGAGGGCAGAAGUUGAGGCUCUCACAGACUCCUGGCUGACCAGUGCGCUCAAGUCCCUGUCAAUCAUCAGCUCAAGGAGUAACUGUGUUAAUGUCUUGGUGACAACGACACAGUUAAUACCUGCGCUGGCUAAGGUGCUGUUGUAUAGCCUGGGCUCAGUGUUUCCUAUUGAAAACAUUUACAGCGCAACCAAAAUAGGCAAAGAGAGUUGCUUUGAGCGCGUAAUGCAGAAGUUUGGCAGGAAGGUAGUGUAUGUUGUAAUUGGGGAUGGUGUAGAAGAGGAGCAGGCCGCUGCCAAGCACAACAUGCCCUUCUGGCGGAUAUCCAGCCACUCUGACCUGCUUGCCCUCCAUCAAGCACUGGAAUUCGAGUACCUGUAACACUCGACACCUGUAUCAUAGGCCUUUUUUUGUACAACUAUUUAAGAACAAGAGUACACUGCAAUCUCUUUUUAUGUUGUUGUUUGAUUAUUAAGAAAACUCUGGCUUUUAAGAUAUUUCUGCACUGUCUUAAGAAGACUAGGACAGACUAGGACAAGGGAAAAUGGGAUUGUAAUGGUCAAACCAGGCUUGUAAAGAGCUUACUAAGGUCUUACGUCACACACACUGCAUUUCAUGUCUGAAUGAUGUGAGUUCUUCGUCUUGAAACCGCAUAUAUCCUCUCAUCUACAGGAAUUACAUUAUCUCUGUCUAUACAGUAGAAUUCAUCUCCACUUAAACAACUCAAGCGCUGUACUCUAAUCAAGGAUAAUUUAGAAUAGACAUAACAUGUAAAUUAUUUUACAGUAACUAGAUUAAACACUAAAGGACGCUGUGUGUUUUCACAUGGUAUUGUGUUGAUUGUGUUUUUUGUAAGUUUUUGGCAACAAAAAAAAAGUCUGUAUAAUUUGUUGUGCCUUAUAAGAUGUUUUGUGUGUCAGUUUUUAUUUUGAGAAUGUAUGUAGAUAAAAAAUGUAAACAGUUGAGAUUUUCUUGAGUUCUCUAUUUUCUAAUGUUUAAAAAAAAAUAAUUUAAUCUGCUGUCAACACUGGUGCAUCUGUAGAAAUCCAAAGAUUUUCUUUUUCUUGUGAGGAAACAUUUGUACUUUGGUUGAAGUCAUUACAGUUGGAAAGAACAGCGAAAUAAAAGUCCAGCACCAGAAAAAAGAAAAAAAAGAAACUUUAAAGCUGUAGUUUCAUCCUGACUCACCAAUAGUUGCAAAGCCAUAAGCAGGCGUAGUGCUGAGUAUCUUAUUCAGGGAAUGCACCUCCUGUUUUUCUCAAAGUUGCAUUCAUUUUAAACUUCAACUUAAUGACAAACAUUUAUGGAAAAUGAGUAUAGAUAUUAUAGGUAAAGUGCAUGUCAUAAACACAAGACUCUGGGCAUGCUUUCACUUAAUGUACACAAGUCUUUUUUGUUUUUUUUGUGGACCAAAUUAAAAA